CUCCGUUGCUGGCAGCCCUCGGGAAAGUCGGAAAGUCGGAAAGUCGAGGCCGGAUCGACACUGAGCCCUCUCAGACCACGACACCAUGCCCAUGACCCUGGGUUACUGGGACAUCCGUGGACUGGCCCAUGCCAUCCGCCUGCUCCUGGAGUACACGGACUCAAGCUAUGAGGAGAAGAGAUACUCCAUGGGGGACGCUCCUGACUUUGACCAAAGCCAAUGGUUGAAUGAGAAAUUCAAGCUGGGCCUGGACUUCCCUAAUCUGCCCUACUUAAUUGACGGGUCACACAAGAUCACCCAGAGCAACGCCAUCCUGCGCUACCUUGGCCGCAAGCACAACCUGUGUGGAGAGACAGAGGAGGAGAGGAUCCGUGUGGAUAUUCUGGAGAAUCAGCUUAUAGACAACCGCAUGGUGCUGGCGAGGCUUUGCUAUAAUGCUGACUUUGAGAAGCUGAAGCCAGGGUACCUGGAGCAACUCCCUGGGAUGAUGAGACUCUACUCUGAGUUCCUGGGCAAGCAGCCAUGGUUUGCAGGGGACAAGAUCACCUUUGUGGAUUUCAUUGCUUAUGAUGUGCUUGAGAGAAACCAGUUAUUUGAACCCAAGUGUCUGGAAGCAUUCCCAAACCUGAAGGACUUCAUAGCUCGCUUUGAGGGCCUGAAGAAGAUCUCUGACUACAUGAAGACCAGUCGCUUCCUCCCAAGACCUGUGUUCACAAAGAUGGCCAUUUGGGGCAGCAAGUAGGGCCUUGACAGGGUGGAAUGUAUGAUAAAGAUUUCAGAUCUCCUUGGUUUGCCAGUAGCCCACGGAAGCAAUCAGAACCUCUGCAGCCCCAGAGCCUCUUUUCCUCCUUCCUUCUUUCCAUCCUGUUGCAGCAGAUCCCAAGCUUCACCUGCUCUUUUUUUUUUCUUUUCCAAUCUUUGCCCCACACAGGCUCUUUAAAGCCUCCAGUGACCACUUUCCAUUAGCAAAGUAGCCUUCUAAAGCUAAAGCACCCGUUACAGGCUCCUGUGUCUAGAUACUUGGUUCCCAACUGCUAUUUUGGGAAAUUGUGGGCUUUCUGGCAGGUGGUGUCUAGAGAUAGUAGAUUGCUAGGAUCAUAGACUUUGGCCACUGUAGCCAAGCCCCUCUUGUGCUUGCUCUGUUCCCUGAGAAGAUCUGAACAAGGUGUGCCAUGACAUCAGCACUUAUCACUACAUCUAUGACUCAGUCCUGCCACCUGCCUUCCCUGCCACUUUGAACUGUAUCUCCUGAGCCAUGAACCAGAAUAAACCAUUCCCCACCUA
Messenger RNA from Psammomys obesus (fat sand rat), 1284 nucleotides. Its product is annotated as glutathione S-transferase Mu 7. Lineage: Eukaryota; Metazoa; Chordata; Mammalia; Rodentia; Muridae. Bases 86 to 742 code for a protein of 218 amino acids. Gene Ontology annotation, biological process: glutathione metabolic process. The record is from RefSeq and is a predicted model, not a curated record. Gene Ontology annotation, molecular function: glutathione transferase activity. The transcript has 8 exons.